AGGCUUGGGUUCCUUCGAACCCACCCAGGCGCUGGGUUCCUUGCGAACCCAGCACGCUUGCCUGGGUUGGGUUCCAUGGAACCCACGCCUGGGUUCCUUGGAACCCACCAGCGAACCAGCUGGGUUCCAUGGAACCCAACAGGGGUUGGGUUCUAAGGAACCCAGGCUCUGGGUUCGAAGGAACCCAAGUGCUGGGUUCCAUGGAACCCAACCCUGGGUUCCGUCGAACCCAGGCGUGGGUUCGAAGAACCCAACACACCUGGGUUCCUCGAACCCAGGGAAAGCAAGGCAAGGAAAGAAAAAAAAAGGGCAUUGUUGGGUUCGAUUCAACCCAGGUUGGAUAUUCAUCCUUGGCAGACAUUGAAAAGCAGCUCCACCCGCUGCUGAACUGGAGCCUAUACGUUCUAACUACAGCCAGUUGGAUGAAGUGGACAUGGGAAUGACAUAUGAGGAACUAUCUGUCUAUAUAUGGAAGAUUGUGGAAAAUUUUCCGUUGCGGUCCUGUAUCAAUGUUCAAGAAUCUGUGCUAUAGAUGGGGUGACAGACUAAGUCCAUCAGAGGUAACUGAAAAAGUGAAACACUUCUUCAAAUAUUAUUCCAUCAACCGACACAAAAUGACUGUAUUAACACCUUCCUGUACCAUGCUGAGUUAUUCACCAGAGGUUAAUAGGUUUGAUCAGCGUCAGUUCCUGUACAAUGCAAGAUGACCAUAUCAAUUCCGGUAGAUGGAUCAUCUCGUGAAACAAUUAGAUGGUGACAAAGUUGCGUUUAAGGAAUCAGUUGGCCGUGGGAUGGGAGUUGUGGCAGCAUCUUCCGGGGAUCCUAAAGCUGGCCUUCAAUCAUCUUUUAACUCUCAACUCAUUCAUGUCAUAGUUAUUAUAACUUGAAAGCACGCUCCAAUGUCUAAUUUACGCUGUUUUGUAUUUGUCCUUAGCUAAUAAGAUGUGUUUGUAUACUCAAUCAAUUCAGUACAUUUUU
Rubroshorea leprosula is the source of this 978-nucleotide messenger RNA. NCBI's taxonomy places the organism in Eukaryota, Viridiplantae, Streptophyta, Magnoliopsida, Malvales, Dipterocarpaceae. The record is from the annotation of a GenBank genome assembly.